Molecule: messenger RNA, 1917 nt
Organism: Osmerus eperlanus (European smelt)
Lineage: Eukaryota; Metazoa; Chordata; Actinopteri; Osmeriformes; Osmeridae
Gene: rlbp1a
Product: retinaldehyde binding protein 1a
Exons: 8
Coding region: 150-1094 (314 amino acids)
Cellular component (GO): membrane
Molecular function (GO): phosphatidylinositol bisphosphate binding
Source: RefSeq, a predicted model, not a curated record
UCUCUCUCUCUCCCUCCCUCUACAUGCCUUCUCAUCCACUCUGCUGUCACUCUCAAGAGCUCUCUCACAGGUUCUCUCACUCUUUCCAUCCCUGUCAGUCCAGCUCCCUGUGGUCAAGGACUAAGUGUUGGUGACUCCUGCGAGAUCCUAUGACCAUGGCUGCUACUGGAACGUUCCGCAUGGUUUCAGAGGAAGAGCAGGCUCUGAGGUCCAAGCUGGAACACCUGACUGUGAAGGACCACGGGCCGGUGUUUGGCCCCUGCCUCAAACUGCCUGCUCACACCAUACAAAAGGCAAAGGAUGAAUUGAAUGAGACAGAGCAGACCAGAAUGUCAUCUCUGAAGGAGCUGCGAGCCAUGAUGAAGAAAAAGGCAGGAGAGGGGGAUGACCUAGCUAAGGCAGUGCUGGAGCGCUUUCGAGACAAGCCAGACUCUCUGCUGCUACGUUUCAUCAGAGCUCGCAAGUUUGACGUGGCCAGGUCCCACGAGCUCAUGAAGGGUUAUGUGCGUUUCAGAAAAGAGUAUCCGGAACUCUUUGAGAGCCUCACCCCGGAGGCAGUGCGCAGUACCAUCGAGGCGGGCUACCCCAUGGUACUGCCCAGCAGAGACAAGUACGGCCAUGUGGUCUUGCUCUUCAACAUUGAGAACUGGGACCUGGAGGAGGUCACCUUUGAUGAGACCCUGAGGGCUUAUUGUGUGAUUCUGGAGAAGCUCUUGGAAAACGAGGAGACCCAGAUCAAUGGUUUUGUCCUGAUAGAGAACUUCAAGGGCUUCACCAUGCAGCACGCCUCUGGGAUCAAACCCACUGAGCUCAAGAAGAUGGUGGACAUGCUUCAGGAUUCCUUCCCCGCUCGUUUCAAGGCAGUCCAUGUGACUCAUCAGCCUUGGUACUUCACCACCACCUACAACGUGGUCAAACCCUUCAUGAAGAGCAAGCUGCUGGAGAGGGUGUUUGUCCAUGGCGAGGAGCUUGACGGCUACCUCAAGGAAUUUGAUGCAGACAUCCUGCCAUCAGACUUCGAUGGCAAAGCCCCUGUGUCUGACUGCAAGGCCAUUGCUACCAAGCUGUUUGGAUCAGAGGACACUGCCCUUUAACCAUGUCCCUGUCAUACAAGGCUGGAAAAGUCAAUGACCUGGUCUAAACUCAGAAUCUAACACCUUAGACCCUCUAUACAUAGACCAUGGAUAUGAAUGGUUGUUUGUUGUUUUUUACUGCAGAGUAAAGUGUAGGUACUCCUUGUAAGCAUUUUUCCAGUCAGGGGUUAACUGUGACAUUCAGAAAAAGGCGGUCCCCCAAGAAUUUAUCAACAUGGUGAGAUUAAAUUUCGUAAAUUUGUUGUUCCUCGCUUUAAAUGUGCAAUGUUUUCUAUGACAUUGGACAGGAUCCACCUUUUUAAAUUGCAGACAAUAUGUAUGUUACAAUAGGUACACUCUUAACCUUUCUCAAGAGAAUAUAUUAAUAAGUAAAUCCUAAAAUAGGCCUGUGUUAGUUGUUGUGUUAUCCGACAAAUAAGCCAAUUUGUUCAACAGUGCCAUUAUCUUUUUGCUUAACUAAGUUUUUUUGUAGUUUUAUUCUUCUUUUUUUACAACUAAUAACAUUAAUUGUCUGUAUCUGGUCAUUUCUAUCCCUGUACUGUUAUAAUCGUACUCUUCAACAUUUUGACAAGGUAGAUAAUAUCCCUGGAAUAGCAUCUCAAUAAUCUAUUUUCAAUAAAAUGUGAAUAUAUUAUAUACAUAUAUUGUUUUUCUUUUGUUUAUACAAUUUUAGUUUAUUGUAUUUUCUAUAAAUUGGUGUAUUAACUUGCACACCGUCUCUCAUUGUCCAGUAGAUAUUACUGCAAUUAAUUAUUGACACCACAUAGGGUAUAACAACCUCACUUAUGCAUUCAACAUCAACUGCAAACAGUUUAUGUGAAGA